Messenger RNA from Daktulosphaira vitifoliae (grape phylloxera), 1418 nucleotides. It is a transcript of the gene Syx16, whose product is annotated as syntaxin-16. Gene Ontology annotation, cellular component: SNARE complex; membrane; endomembrane system. The transcript is spliced from 5 exons. Gene Ontology annotation, molecular function: SNAP receptor activity; SNARE binding. Lineage: Eukaryota; Metazoa; Arthropoda; Insecta; Hemiptera; Phylloxeridae. Gene Ontology annotation, biological process: vesicle-mediated transport; intracellular protein transport; vesicle fusion. The coding region runs from base 236 to 1252 and encodes 338 amino acids. The record is from RefSeq and is a predicted model, not a curated record.
GCUUUAUCAAAGUUUCACAAAAUAUAGGCGGAGGAACGAAUUGAUUUAUAAAAUAAUAACUUUGAAAGUUUUUCCAUAUGGUUAAACCUUUUUGAAUUUUUACUCUUUAAAUAAUUAAUUUUAAAACUUGAAUAGUUCUUUAAUUAUUUUAAAAUCAACUUUUAUAUGCUUUUUUGUAACAUUUUAUUUUUGAAAAUAAUGAACUAAAAAAAUUUUGAGUAUAUACUCUUAUAAUAUGGUUACUAGAAAUCUUACUGACAUAUUUUUACUAAUGCGAACAAAUUCUAUUCAAAGUAGAGGAAUAUAUUUAUCUCAAAAUGCAAAGCGUAUUGAUUAUGAUUCAGACAAUGAUGAUGAUGAUGAUGAUGCUGAUGAUAAAGUAGCUUUAAUGGAGACUGGACGUUCUAAAUGGAACAAACUUAAUUCACAAGAAAUUAAAAAAACACCUCCCAGUUGGGCUGGAUUGCUAGAAGAAGCACAAUAUUCUGUCACAAGAUUACAAAAUAAAUUAAAAGAACUUCAAUCAUUACAAGAUGCUCAAGUUUUAAGACCUACACUGGAUGAUUCUACUUUGCAAGAAAAACGUAUUCAGGAUCUUACAAUAGAUAUAACAAAGAUAUUUGGUUCAACUAAAAAAAUGAUUCAACAAAUUCGAUUGCAUUCAGUUGGUAAUUCAGGUAACAAAGAAUCCCAAUUAUCCUACAAUGUUUCAUCAGCAUUAGUAGCUUCAUUACAAAACUUAUUCAAUGAAUUUAGAAACUCUCAGCAACACUAUCUAAAUAAAAUAAAACACAGAGAAGCUAUGUCAUCUCAGAUGUUUUUUGAAAGUGAAGAUACAUCAAAUAAUUCUGAUUUAUUAGACAUGUUUGACAAUAUUUCAACAAAUUCUUUUGGACAUCAUUUACAAUCCCAGCAGCCAAAUCAAACCCAAACAUUUGCUGCAAUAUUAAUUGAAGAAGAAAAUGCUAAAAUGGCUGCACAAUGGGAAAAAGAAGCUAAUCAAAUAACCAAUUCAGUUGUAGAAUUAAAUAAUAUAUUUAAAGAUCUAGCACAUAUGGUUGUUGAACAAGGUACUGUACUUGAUCGCAUUGACUAUAAUAUUGAACAAACAGAUAUGAGAGUAAAAAAAGGAACAUCAGAAUUAAUGAAGGCUGAAAAAUAUCAUAGUAAUAAUAAAAAGAUGAAAUGUAUUUUAAUAUUAGCUCCUAUUUCUAUAAUAUUAUUAAUUAUACUUGAUAUUACAAAAUUUUAAAUUUCGGAACUUUAUAAUAAGGUGAUCACUCAUUUUUGUCUGUAUAAUAUCAAUUUAUUACAAGAGAAAUUGAAAAAAAAAAAAAGAGUAUUAAAUUUUUUUUGCAAUUUUUACUAUUUCAUUUAAUUUAUUGAAAUCAGAUUAAAUUAUUUGAUUAUUAUCCUAA